Molecule: messenger RNA, 6330 nt
Organism: Vicia faba (fava bean)
Lineage: Eukaryota; Viridiplantae; Streptophyta; Magnoliopsida; Fabales; Fabaceae
Source: the annotation of a GenBank genome assembly
AUGGGUAGCCAUAACCGGACCCAAAAGGUUGUUGUUGGGAUCACCUCUGCCAUAACCAAACCCACAAAUAAAAUUGUUGUUUGUCAUGAAACUGGACAUUUCUGGCAUAGUAAAUCCACUUCCUCUGUCGGAAUUAUCGGUGUCGCCGCCGCCGGAAUUGUUGUUGGCGCCGCUGCCUCCACGACCGCCGGAAUAGGUAUUAUUCUUAAAACGCCUCUGCAGUGGCCGCUCAAUAAGGGCUUUUCUUUUUCCUGUUGGCUCAGGAUUGAGAACUUCCCUAGAAAUGGAACAAUGGGUCUUUUCGGUUUUCUUACAGAAAAUGGAAGAGGUUCAUUGGCUGUGAUCUCAAAGGAGAAGCUCAUUUAUGAGUCAAUCAACCUGAAGAGACAGCGUUCAGACCUGCACGUUAAUUUAGUCAGAAGGAGAUGGCAUUUUCUUUGCAUAACUCAUAGCAUUGGAAGAGCAUUUUCUGCAGGUAGCUUGUUGAGAUGUUACUUGGAUGGUGAUCUUGUCUCAUCUGAAAGAUGCAGGUAUGCAAAAAUCAGUGAACCAUUAACUAGUUGCAUGAUUGGUGCUAAACUUAAGAUGCCUCACUAUGAAGACAGCACUCUCACUUUUGAAUCCAUCCGUGAUUCAUGCCCAUUUUUUGGCCAAAUUGGUCCUGUGUAUUUAUUCAAUGAUGCCAUUUCAUCUGAACAAGUACAGAGCAUCUACUCUCUAGGGCCAAGUUACAUGUACUCAUUUCAUGAUAAUGAAGCUUUACCACUUUCUGGUGAUAAAAUACCUAGUGGGAUUCUUGAUGCCAAAGAUGGUCUUGCAUCAAGAAUUAUCUUUGGACUCAAUGCUCAGGCAAGUGUUGGUAGAAUGUUGUUUAAUGUUUCACCGAUAAUGAGUCAUGCAUUAGAUAAGAAUUCUUUUGAAGCUUCUGUAAUUGGUGGGACUCAAUUAUGCUCAAGACGCAUGCUGCAGCAAAUAAUAUAUUGUGUUGGUGGCGUAUCUGUGCUUUUCCCUCUAAUCACACACUGUUGCAAUAUUGAAAAUGAAGUUGGGGAAUUUGAAAAGACAGCUUUAAUGCGGUCAACGAGGAAGUGUGUGAUGGGUCAAGUUAUUGAGCUUAUUGCCUCUCUUUUAGAUGAGAAUGUAGCAAAUCAACAGCAGAUGCACAUUGUGUCUGGAUUUUCAGUCCUGGGAUUCUUGUUACAAUCGGUUCCUCCACAACCACUUAAUCUAGAAACUCUUUCUGCUUUGAAGCAUCUUUUUAAUGUUGUCUCUAACUCAGGGCUGGCAGAGUUGCUUGUGGAAGAGGCUAUAUCUAGCAUUUUUCUUAAUCCUCUUAUCUGGGUCUACACUAUUUACAAAGUACAACGUGAACUGUACAUGUUUCUGAUCCAGCAAUUUGACAAUGAUCCUAGAUUACUUAAAAGUUUAUGCCGACUUCCACGUGUUCUUGAUAUAAUUCACCAAUUCUAUUGUGAUAAUGUAAAUUCUCGAUUAUCUGUUGGAAAUAACCUUCUCCAACAUCCUGCAAGCAAAAAAGUUAUAGGGGAAAGGCCUAGUAAAGAAGAAAUGCACAAGAUCCGUCUUCUUUUGUUGAGUCUUGGUGAAAUGAGUCUCAGGCAGAAUAUUGCUGCUGGAGACAUAAAAGCUCUCAUAGCAUUUUUUGAGACAAGUCAGGAUAUGUCCUGUAUUGAAGAUGUCUUACACAUGAUUAUUCGCGCUGUUUCUCAGAAAUCUCUACUUGCUUCUUUCCUUGAACAAGUUAAUAUCGUCAAUGGUUGUCAGGUUUUUGUUAACCUUCUCCAGAGGGAGUGUGAGUCUAUCCGAUUGCUGAGCUUACAGUUCCUUGGGAGGCUUUUGGUUGGCCUACCGUCUGAAAAGAAGGGGUCAAGAUUCUUCAGUAUCCCAACGGGAAGAUCCAAAUCUAUUUCAGAAGAACAUAGGAAAAUCAGAAUGCAACCAAUUUUGUUAGCUAUAUCUGAUAGACUUUUCAGCUUUCCGCAGACAGAAAAUCUUUGUGCUACUUUAUUUGAUGUUCUUCUUGGUGGUGCUAGCCCCAAACAGGUUUUACAAAGACACAGCCACCUUGAGAGGGUAAGAAGCAAGGGAAGUAGCUCUCAUUUUUUACUUCCUCAGAUGUUGCCUCUGAUUUUUAGAUAUUUGUCUGGCUGUGAGGAUACAUCUGCAAGAAUAAAAAUAAUCAGAGAUAUACUUGACCUUCUUGAUUCAAAUGCUUCAAAUAUUGAAGCUUUUAUGGAAUAUGGGUGGAAUGCUUGGCUAGCAUCUUCUCUAAAGCUUGGUGUGUUAAAGGACAAAAAUGUCAAGUUACAUAAUCAUGGUGGCUGGCAGCAGUUGGAAGAAACAGUCAAUUUCCUUGUUAUGCACCCUGAGGAGGGUGGAAAUUCAUAUCAGUUCUUUCUCCGUGAUAUAUAUGAAGAUGUGAUUCAAAAUUUGGUGGAUUUGUCAGCUGCGGACAAUAUUUUCAUUUCACAACCCUGUCGAGACAAUACACUGUACCUUUUGAAAUUGAUUGAUGAGAUGCUGAUCUCCGAAAUUGAUAAAGAACUCCCGCUCCUUGGAAGUGAAUCUGAUUUUCACCUUGAUUUGGAAAUGGAAUGUCACAAGGAGUACAGUUCUGCCUUGAAAGAUGUGUUGAUAGGAGAAGCCGAUGAACAAACAUCUAGAAAAUCACAAAAUUUUAAGCAGCUAAUACCAUGUGAGGAUUCAAUUGAAGAUAAAUGGUGGAAUCUCUAUGACAAUUUGUGGGUUAUUAUUAGCAAAAUGAAUUGCAAGGGACCCAGUGGUGCGUUACCUAAAUCGACGUCAUUUGCAGGACCAUCUCUUGGUCAAAGGGCCCGUGGUUUAGUUGAGUCGUUAAACAUUCCUGCUGCCGAAGUGGCUGCAGUCGUUGUAUCUGGAGGGAUAGAAAAGGCAUCACGGUGUGUCCAACAGUUCACCUCACUUUUACCCUGCCUUUUAACUGCUGAUGAUGAGCAAAGCAAGAGUAGGCUGCAACUUAUCAUCUGGGUACUGCUUUUUGUUAGGUCACAGUAUGGAAUGUUGGACGAUGGUGCUCGUUUUCAUCUUUUAUCACAUUUGAUCCGUGAGACUGUUAAUAUUGGAAAAUCAAUUCUUGCUACUAGCCUUGUGAACCGCGAUGACACUUUGGAGCCAAACUACAAUUCAAAAGAUGCGGGAUCCAUUCAAAAUUUAAUUCAAAAGGAUCGAGUUCUGGCAGCAAUCAGCGAUGAAGCUAAUUAUACAAAGAUAUCAAAAAUUGACCGCUCUCAGCAGAUACAGGAACUUCAUUGUAGAAUAGAUGAAAACAGCUUGGCAGAAUCCACUAGUAAGCAAGCUCUAGAAGAUGAAAUCCAGAAUAGCUUGAACUCAAUCCUAUCUUCAGAUGAUAGCAGAAGAGCUGAAUUCCAGCUUACCUAUGAGGAGGAGCAGCAAAACGUUGCUGAAAAAUGGAUACACAUGUUUCGAUCAUUAAUUGAUGAGAGAGGUCCAUGGUCUACGAAUCCUUUUCCAAAUAGUGUUGUGACACACUGGAAACUUGACAAGACAGAAGACACACAGCGAAGGAGGCCAAAACUAAGGCAAAGUUAUCAUUUUGAUGAAAAUCUCUGUAAUCCUGUUUCUGCUACUGCUAGCGGAUUUGCUAGUCCUGUUAAUGAAAGUAAUCCUGGUUUUGUGGGUAAUAUACCUGAACAAAUGAAGCAGCUCUUGCUGAAAGGGAUAAGAAAAAUAACUGACGAGGGAACCUUUGACACCAAUGAAACCAAUGCUGAAAUCAGUGGACCUAAUACAUCAAUUCCCUCUGAUCAUUCAGACUGCCAAUCUUCUGACCUACUAAAGGAUACCAGUGACAGAAAGGAUAUUAUUGUGCAUGAACGAAGAGACACUCCCUCUCCACCUGAGACAGAAGCCAGCGAGGUGCUUGUGUCAAUUCCAUGUGUUCUUGUGACUCCUAAGAGAAAAUUAGCUGGUCAUUUGGCAGUCAUGAAAAAUGUUUUGCAUUUCUUUGCCCAAUUCUUAGUAGAAGGUACUGGUGGAUCAUCUGUUUUUAGAAACUUUGAUGCCAGUAAUUCUGAUAUGACCAAGUCUGUUCAAAAGCAAAGAUCAAUGAAGUGGCCUUCUUCUGAUAUGGAUCUUCAGAAGGGAAUUACAAUCGGUAAUGUAGAGGUAAUAAAUGGAAAUGGGCCUGUUAAAUUUAUGAGAUGUGUUAAACGCCAUCGAAGAUGGAGCAUGGCUAAGAUAAAAGCUGUUCAUUGGACCCGAUAUUUGCUCAGAUAUACAGCAAUAGAGAUUUUCUUCAGUGAUUCAGUUUCCCCAGUAUUUCUGAACUUUGCCUCACAGAAGGAUGCAAAAGAUAUAGGAAACUUGAUAGUUGCUACCAGAAAUGAAUAUUUAUUUCCCAAAGGAAGUGGAAGGGACAAGAGCGGAGCUAUAAAUUUUGUUGAUCGACGAGUGGCACAGGAAAUGGCAGAAACUGCCAGAGAAAGCUGGAGGAGAAGGGAUAUAACAAACUUUGAAUAUUUGAUGAUUCUCAACACACUUGCGGGAAGAUCUUAUAAUGAUUUGACCCAAUAUCCUGUUUUUCCUUGGGUCUUGGCCGAUUACACGUCAGAAGUUCUUGAUUACAAUAGAUCAUCUACAUUUCGAGAUCUGUCAAAGCCUGUUGGAGCACUUGAUACCAAACGAUUUGAGGUGUUUGAAGAUAGAUACCGUAACUUCUGUGAUCCUGAUAUUCCCAGCUUCUACUAUGGAUCUCAUUACUCAAGUAUGGGCAUUGUGCUUUAUUACCUUCUUAGAUUGGAGCCUUUUACCUCCCUUCACCGUAAUCUGCAGGGGGGUAAAUUUGAUCACGCUGACAGACUUUUUCAAAGCAUAGAGGGCACAUUCAGAAAUUGCCUUACAAAUACCAGUGAUGUGAAGGAGUUAAUACCCGAGUUCUUUUACAUGCCUGAGUUUCUCUUAAAUUCAAACUCUUAUCAUCUAGGAGUUAGACAGGAUGGCGAACCUAUUGGGGAUGUUUUCCUCCCUCCAUGGUCGAAGGGUUCUCCUGAAGAAUUUAUUAGGAGAAACCGGGAGGCCCUUGAAAGUGAAUAUGUCAGUUCAAAUCUUCAUCACUGGAUAGAUUUGGUAUUUGGAUACAAGCAACGUGGCAAACCUGCUGUAGAGGCAGCAAACAUAUUCUACUACUUAACUUAUGAAGGAGCUGUUGAUCUUGAAACGACGGAAGAUGAUAUGCAAAGAGCUGCUAUAGAAGACCAAAUAGCCAACUUUGGUCAGACCCCAAUUCAGAUGUUUCGCAAGAAACACCCAAGAAGAGGGCCACCAAUUCCAAUUGCACGUCCUCUGUAUUUCGCUCCUGAUUCCAUUAGUUUGACUUCCAUUGUUUCUAAUACUAGUCAUUCUUCAUCAGCUAUACUGUAUGUUGGUCUAAUGGACUCAAAUGUUAUCCUUGUGAACGAGGGUCUCAACUUAUCUGUUAAGACGUGGUUAUCAACUCAACUGCAAUCUGGUGGAAAUUUUACAUUUUCUGGUUCACAGGAUCUUUUCUUUGGAGUUGGUUCCGAAUUGCUUUCACCGCGUAAAAUUGGUAUUCCUGUUCCUGAACAUGUUGAACAUGGAGAACAAUGUUUUGCAACAAUGCAGACGCCCUCCGAGAAUUUCUUAAUAUCAUGUGGCAAUUGGGAAAAUAGUUUCCAGGUGAUAUCAUUAAGCGAUGGCAGAAUGGUGCAAAGUAUUCGACAGCAUAAGGAUGUGGUGAGCUGUAUUGCAGUUACAUCUGAUGGGAGUAUCCUUGCAACUGGAAGUUACGAUACCACAGUGAUGGUUUGGGAAGUUUUUCGUGGUAAAACAGAAAAGAGAAUUCGGAACAGUCAGUCUGAGUUACCUCGUAAGAACACCGUCAUAAUUGAAACUCCAUGUCAUAUCCUUUGUGGCCAUGAUGAUAUAAUAACUUGCUUAUAUGUUAGUCAUGAGCUGGAUAUCAUAAUUAGUGGAUCAAAAGAUGGAACAUGUGUAUUCCAUACCUUGCGCGAAGGUAGAUAUGUCAGGUCCUUACGGCAUCCAUCAGGCAGUCCUAUAUCAAAACUAGUUGUCUCUCAGCAUGGUCAGAUUGUUAUUUAUGCUGAUGAUGAUCUUAGUUUGCACCUGUACUCUAUAAAUGGAAAACACCUUGCUGCCUCCGAGUCUAAUGGGCGUCUCAACACUAUUCAGUUGAGCAAAUGUGGCACAAAAGAUGGGAGCCUCCUUGUGUAUUCGAUAGAAAAUCCCCAGCUUCGGAAAAUAAACCAAAGCAAAAAUAUGAAAUCAAAAACUUAA